Messenger RNA from Mesoplodon densirostris (Blainville's beaked whale), 1083 nucleotides. RefSeq names its product psoriasis susceptibility 1 candidate 2 (gene PSORS1C2). Lineage: Eukaryota; Metazoa; Chordata; Mammalia; Artiodactyla; Ziphiidae. Bases 1 to 714 code for a protein of 237 amino acids. The record is from RefSeq and is a predicted model, not a curated record. The transcript is spliced from 4 exons.
AUGAGGAGAGAGAGGAAUGAAGUCCUCGAAACACCCAGACUCAGCCGACCCCUGACUUUGGGGGCCAGGAGACAGGCAAGAUGCUCAACUGGAAGCUGCUGGGGAUCCUGGUCCUUUGCCUGUUUUGCUGGAGGCAUCUCAGGCAGGGGAGACCAUCCAUCUCCCUCAUCCACAGAGCCCUCAGAGGAGGAGGGUCCCCUGACAUUGCCUCAGGGCCCCCCGAUCCCUGGUGACCCCUGGCCAUGGGUACCCCCUCUCUUUGAGGACCUUCCACCUCCAGGCCCCAGUCGUCCCUGGAGAGACCUGCCUGAAUCUGGAGUCUGGCCUCCUGUACCCACUAGAACUGAUCCCCCUCAACCUCCCCGGCCUGAUGACCCCUGGCCAGCCGGACCCCAGCCUCCAGAAAACCCCUGGCCACCUGCUUCUAAGGUGGGCCACGGAUCUCAGAAGGAGCCAGAUCUUGACCCACCCCAGGAGGAGUACAGAUCCCCCAGAGGCUGCGUCUUUGCCAAUGAGCAGGACUUAGAACAUUCAGAUGCCCUCAUAACAGCCAUGGACCUACAGAGAUCUGGAAGUCAUCUGAGUUCCUAUCUUGCCCAUAUGCAUAGGGAUGUGGAACUCAGCCAGUGGAGGGUUGGAAAUGCAACUAUCAGAGUUACAAGGACAUUCAGACCCACAUUUCUCCCAUUCUGGGAUCCCUAUUUUGGAGAAUGAGAAACCAAGUUAAGUCUCUCUUUAAUAGCUUAUGGUUUGCAUACCUCUGGCUGAACAUGAAAACUCUCCCAGGGGGAUGUGGGCAGGACUAAGUUUUAAGGGGAUCAAUUUCCAGAAGCAUAUGUGUCCCUUCCUAAAAUGAAUCUGCCUGAAAACUGUGUUCUCCUUUUCCACAUGCCUCCAUUAACAAGUGACCCUUCUCUCACUAGACAGAGGAAGGCCGAGCUCUCUCGCCCACCCUGAACUGAACCUGGGUGCUCUUCCUGGAGCUACCAAAUGAAGUCAAUGGAAAAUAAAAAUCAGCCCUUUCCAUCUCAUGAAGAGAUGAAUUUUUAGUAGAAGUUUACUUUUCUGUUUAAUCAUUGUCAA